AUGUCCUCUGUUUAUACCAGAAGGAAGCUUUCCAAUUUCACCAAUAAUAAAAAUGAUACAUUAUCAGUGUGUACAUUCAACGUUCUAGCACCGUGUUAUAAACGUUUAUCAUCUGAAUAUGAUCGUGAAAGUUCAUAUGAUACAUUAUGGCAAAAACGUCACUUAUCAAUAAUAAAUCUUCUUCAAUCGCUUGAUAUUCAUCUUAUUUGUCUACAAGAAUUUUGGUUUAAAAAUCCAUCAUUUAUUCAAUUAUAUAAAUCAAAUUUAUUAUCAAAAUAUUCAUUUUAUACACUUCGACGAACAGGUUUACUUGAUGACGGCUUAGCUAUUCUUGUUGAUUCGAAUCAUUUUAAGGUUCUCGAUAAAUAUGAAUUGAUAUUAAAUGAUAUUGGAGAUCGUAUUGGACUGUUACUUAAUCUUGAAUUUAAUGGAAAAAAUUUACUUCUAAUUAAUAUUCAUUUAACAUUUCCACAUCACAGAUUUGAAAGCCGAUUAAGGCUAAAACAAAUGAAAAAGUUUCUUGAAUUAAUACACAAUUAUCAAAUAUCAAAAAAUCUUUUAAAUAAGUGUACACUUAUUUUAUGCGGAGAUUUUAAUUCAUCAUAUCAUAAGGAUGAUGUUUAUCAAUUGAUAGAUAAACAAUUUCAAUCAUCUUACAAAUUUAUACAUGGAAAUGAACCUAAUGUUACACAUUUAACACACAGAAAUGAACAAUUAGGAGUAGAUUUUAUUUUUUAUAAAUCAGAUAUUCUUCUACCGGUAUCAAGUGAACUAAUACCACGUGGUUGUAAUUCUUUAACAUGGAGUGAUCAGGGUGAAUGGAAUUUAAGUGAUCAUCGUGCAAUUCUUACGAUGUUCAAAUACAAAAACAAUCAAUAA
This is a messenger RNA of Rotaria socialis, 879 nucleotides long. NCBI's taxonomy places the organism in Eukaryota, Metazoa, Rotifera, Eurotatoria, Philodinida, Philodinidae. The record is from the annotation of a GenBank genome assembly.